Sinocyclocheilus grahami is the source of this 1838-nucleotide messenger RNA. It is a transcript of the gene nabp1a, whose product is annotated as nucleic acid binding protein 1a. Gene Ontology annotation, molecular function: DNA binding. Gene Ontology annotation, cellular component: SOSS complex. NCBI's taxonomy places the organism in Eukaryota, Metazoa, Chordata, Actinopteri, Cypriniformes, Cyprinidae. The record is from RefSeq and is a predicted model, not a curated record. Bases 644 to 1297 code for a protein of 217 amino acids. The transcript is spliced from 7 exons. Gene Ontology annotation, biological process: mitotic G2/M transition checkpoint; double-strand break repair via homologous recombination; response to ionizing radiation.
CUUGAAAUGUCGCUUAGACGCCAGAUGAAUGAUUUUUGCGUGGAAGGUGAAAUGAAGAGACGCGUUAGUGUUCAGUUUGACCGGCAGUGUGUGUGACUGAACUCUCUGACACGGUUUUAAACGUAACCCGCAACAUAACCGGCACGUUUAUGUAAAGAAAGUCCACUUUAACAGCUAUUUGUUAAUUUGGCGUCGUGUAUUGAUAGUGUAGGCUAACAUAAAGACCGUGACUCGGUAUAAAUCUGGAUGCUGUUAAGACAUUUUAAGCAGAGACAGACUUGGAAGCGAAGUCUUGGGAGUCGUAGUUUUUUAGGUUUAGGAAAGGAUGAAGUCUAAAAUAUCUGUCUGGAAAACGAAUUGAGUGUUUUUAUACGAAUCGUUUUAAUCGUGGCGGAGGAAACAUUUCCUCUUACUUUCCUUUAGCUCGAUGUUGAAGUGUGGAAACAAACUGCCUCAAAUGUUACGUUAGAAACACCUCAGCCAUUCCAAAGGGGUCUUGGAAACAGUUUAUUUGCCAAGUCAAGUUUAUUUGGCAAAUAUAGCAACCCACUCAGAGCACAGACUUAGCUUUAGAUCAAGAAAUCCUCUCACACAGCUGUGGUUUCGCUAGCCGGUGUGCUAGCCGCCUCCUCAGCUCUCAGAAAUGUCGAGUAUCUCCAACGAAGCUGUGAUCUUGAUUAAAGAUGUAAAGCCCGGAUCGAAAAACCUUAAUAUCGUCUUUAUAGUUUUGGAGAUCGGUCGGGUGACGAAGACAAAGGACGGGCACGAGGUGCGCUCGUGCAGGGUGGCGGAUAAGAGCNAACAAACAACCAUCUCUGUGUGGGAUGAGCUGGGCAGCCUCGUCCAGCCCGGGGACAUCAUCCGCCUUACGAGAGGGUAUGCGUCAAUCUGGAAGGGGUGCCUUACACUGUACACUGGAAGAGGAGGAGACUUACAGAAAAUAGGAGAGUUCUGUAUGGUGUAUUCUGAGGUUCCUAAUUUCAGUGAACCAAAUCCAGAGCUGCUAGCACAAGCUAUCCAGCAGAACAAGACGGGUAAAGAACAGCGGGGAAAUUCUCCACCAAAUCAAAAUGCAGGUACUCCUGCGCAGACAGGAAAUGGUACUGUGCCAGUAUUUCCCAAUAACAGUGCUGCACCUGUGCCUCGGGAUCCCAAUUUUGGGGCUCCAGGAAGACCAAAUGGGCGUGUUCCAGGCAAUGGACCACCCCCAGUAACUGCAGGGGGACCCCCUGCUCCACCCAAACCCACAGUUACCAUUAGCAAUGGCAGGGACCCAAGAAGGGCUUCAAAGAGAUGAGACUGCAAAACCAUUUCCAUGUUCCCACUCCUCCCUAAAAUCCCUCCACAAACCAUACAUGCAAUACGCAAAACAAUACUGCCAAUCAAGAGAUACGAGGUUCAGCUACUGUUUUACCACCUGUGCUUUUUGCUUUGUCAUUCGCCAAUAUUUGCGUAGUAUGAUUUUAUCAUGAGAGGUUAGAAUUCAAAUUGUUAGUUAAUGGUUGGCACACACUUUGCCCAUUGAGUGCUGGUUCAGUGGCCCACUGUUUAUUUCCUUUCCCUAAAUGUGUUGAACUAUACACCCUACUUGAACACUCAAUGCACUUUCUUCUGUUAAUUUAUAGUGAAUGCAUUGUCAUGUGAUUCAGGAAUGAUUAACUGCUGUUGCAAAUUGGGGAGUGAACUUCAAAGUGACUGAUUGAUUAUAUGGGUUCCCCACCCCUUUGGCCAAAAAAAUUUACCAGAAGUGACCGUGUGAAAGGAACGGUGAUAGUUUGAUUGAACGCUUAGGAUUAUUUAAUUAGGAAUAAAUCAAGAACAAAAUAUUGGGACAUUAA